Messenger RNA from Pieris macdunnoughi, 1203 nucleotides. Lineage: Eukaryota; Metazoa; Arthropoda; Insecta; Lepidoptera; Pieridae. The record is from the annotation of a GenBank genome assembly.
AUGGAUACGCCACUCGAUAUUGCCAAAAGGGAAAUUCGUGAAUCGCUCAGGUUUAGUUUGUUCGCUACACAUUGUCUUGGUGUAUCAUUUACAGCUCCUAAGAAUAGGUUAAUAAGAAUCUUUAAAAAUGCGGUAUUUUUCACAAGCGUUUCGUUUAUUAUUCUCCACGCGAGUUCAGAUGCAGUUAAUAUAGGGCUUACACCGUUUUCCGUUGAGAAUGUCGUGCCACUCUUGCAUACACAGUGCUAUGCUAUAUUUAGUGCUAUAAAGGCGUGUGUGUUAUGGUACAAGAAAACUGUGUUUCAACAAUUGCUGACCGAACUUGCUGAAAUCUGGCCUGUGCCUCCACUAACGGCUGAAAAUCAAAGGAUCAAAUACAAAAGUUUGAGUACUUUGCGCAGAGUUCAUGCUUGGUACUUCGCAGUUAACCUCUGCGGGGUGUGGGGUUAUAAUCUGACACCGAUAUGCAAACACUACUAUCGCCGAUACUAUGGUGAAGAAUCUCAAAUCGGUACCAUUUGGUCAUCCUGGUAUCCUUUUGACAAAACGCAACCAGUUGCUCACUUUUUCGUUUACCUUUUUGAAAUUCUAAUGGGUCAAGUGUGUGUGUGGAUAACAUUAAGUAUGGAUUUAUUAUUUUCGGGAAUGGCAAGCCAUAUUGUAUUGUUGCUACGUUUUCUUCAAGACCAACUUAAAUCAUUAACGGUUUUAAAUAAAACAGAGAAGGAAUAUCAUCAGGAAAUUUUUAAUUGUAUAAAACUUCACCAACGCUUAAUUAGAUAUUGUUUUGACAUUGGGGAAGCUUUUUCUUUCAUAAAUUUAGUAAAUAUUGUACUCAGUUCAAUCAAUAUAUGCUGCGUUGUUUUUACCAUAUUGGUUUUGGACCCCUUCCUGGCGAUUAGUAACAAACUCUUCUUGGUGUCGGCUUUACUUCAAGUGGGUAUGCUGUGUUGGUAUGGACAAGAUAUAAUUCAUGCGAACUCAAAUAUAUCAAUCGCGGCAUAUAACAGCGAAUGGUAUGAAAUGAGUCCACGAUGUAGGCGUGCACUCCUCUUAAUGAUACAAAGAACACAAAAACCUAUUGGAUUCACAGCAAUGAAUUUUACAUAUAUAUCCUUAUUGACGUAUACAGCGAUAAUGACACGAGCGUAUUCCUAUUUCGCUCUGCUCUAUACAUUAUACAAUAAAAACCAUGGGUCAUAA